Cotesia glomerata is the source of this 2257-nucleotide messenger RNA. RefSeq names its product E3 ubiquitin-protein ligase MARCHF5-like. Lineage: Eukaryota; Metazoa; Arthropoda; Insecta; Hymenoptera; Braconidae. The transcript is spliced from 7 exons. The record is from RefSeq and is a predicted model, not a curated record. The coding region runs from base 323 to 1546 and encodes 407 amino acids. Gene Ontology annotation, molecular function: zinc ion binding.
AUGCAUACUAAUAUAUAAAAAAAAGUUAAAAAAAUUUUUUUUACCCCGACAAAUCUUGCUUGGCGUGUAUGAAUUUCUAUUUAUCAAAAUUCAGAUAAUAUUUAUUUUAUUUAUUUGAAAAGUGUUUGUAAUAUAAAAUUACAAUUAAUGUUUAACAAUUAAAUGCAACGAAAUCGAAUGCUGCAACUAGAGUUAAUAUCUAACGCCUGAUCAUCAUUAUAAAUUUUUGCGCAUUGAAAAAUAUCGCCAAGUAUAUACACAAUAAGGCAAUGACAACUCAUCAGAGAAAAUAUUAGAAUAAUUUCUAGUGACAAAAGAUACUAUGUCCGAAGAUAGUUCAACGUUAUCAAAUGGUCUAGAGAGCAGAGACAAUCGAGGACGAGCACUACGUACUGAAACCACUGGAGCAACAGCUGGAUCACGUUCCACGAGAUACCGGAUAGAAAUAUUACGAGGGCUUAGUAAUAGCUUUAGAUCAGAACCAUCGAGUAGUUAUUCGACAAAUGCGACCUUUGAAGAACCCUCAGACACACACGCUGCAACAAUGUCUUCAGAAGAUGAGCCGACGUUUAAUUCAACGUCAAACGUAACAGAGCAUGAGUCUUCGGGUGAUGUUACUGAUGGAGCAUCGUCACCCAAUCAAACGUCUGCUAGUGCGCCUACAUUAAGUUCUGACGAAGACAAAAGGUAUUGUUGGGUGUGCUUUGCAACUGAUGAAGAUGAUGCAACAGCUUCGUGGGUUAAGCCAUGUCACUGCCGAGGUACUACUAAAUGGGUCCAUCAAGGAUGUAUACAGAGAUGGGUUGAUGAAAAACAGAAAGGUAGAGCUGGGGUUUAUGUUGCGUGUCCGCAAUGUAAUACACAGUAUAUUAUUGUUUAUCCACAUAUGGGUCCUUUAGUCGUAGUGUUGGAUACAAUAGACGGUGUAAUUUUUCGAGUGUGUCCGUUUAUUGCUGCUGGUAUAGUAGUAGGCUCCAUUUAUUGGACUGCUGUGACAUAUGGAGCUGUUACGGUGAUGCAAGUAGUGGGUUAUAAAGACGCUGUAUCUAUUCUUGAGUCGUAUGAUCCUCUAGUACUUUUAGUCGGGUUGCCAACAAUCCCCAUCAUACUUGUCCUUGGUAAAAUGCUGCGAUGGGAAGAUCAAGCCUUGAGGUUACUCAGAAGAUAUGCUUGCAAGGUUCCAGUUCUUAGACAUUUUUUGCCUCAAAGAUUUUUGAUUUUUAGUUAUUCAGAUGAAGAACGAAUUCAAUCGCAAGAUGUACCACCAAUGAGAGAUCCGAUUUGUGCAACGAGAAUUAUUUGUGGUGCUCUUUUACUUCCUACUAUUGCUAGUAUUUGUGGUAAAAUAUUUUUCGAAAGUAUAAAUUCUAAUUUUCAACGUACAAUCCUUGGCGGCGUAGCAUUUAUUACGAUAAAAGGAGCAUUUAAGAUAUAUCACAAGCAACAACAGUAUGUGAGACAAUGUCAAAGACGCAUACUGGAUUAUACGGACAGUAAUGUCGCUAUGUACAGACGACGACAGAAUACUGAAAAUGGUCAGACGUAAAUUUACUAUUUUAAAAAUAUGAUGAAUGAAUAAAUAAAUAAAUAAAAAUAGAAUUCAUGUUAAAUGGAGUUAUAUAUAUUAUGUAUCUAACUGUCAACCUCCGAUGUACGAGUUGCUGUAUUGGUAAUUGGUAGUAUAAAAUAAAUCUUGACAAGACGAAGAUUAUGUAUAUGGACUUGUGGAAAUUUGAAUAUUUCGACUGUAGAAAAAAGAAACAAAGGAUUCGAAGAAAAUCACGCUGUAAAUAAACAUUUUAUAAUUAUUAUCUCCGCAGAAACAGGUUAUAGAUUAAAAAAAAAAAAAAAUAAAUAAACAAAUCACAAUAGUUAAUAUCACAGUUGUAGUUAUCACUGGUAUAGUAGAAUAAAUUCUAUCCCUAUUUGAUAAUUUAUAAAUAUCAAUAUAUAAAUAGUUAAAAUUAUAUUUUUUUUGUAUUGUUUAUUGAUUGUUUUAAUUCUACAUCUCUACAGCAAUUAUUUAUAAUCUUAUAAUAAUACUCUUAUCAAAUGGGAUAAACUUAUUUAAAUUAUCAUAUGUUCAAUUAUAGUUUAUAAAUAAUAAAAAUAGUUGGAACAAAAGAAAAAAACUAAAAUUUAUCAUUUAACGUGUAAAGUUUUAAUUAAGGGUGCUCGGGAUUGCUGAUGUAUAAUUAUUAAUGAAUGUUUGUAAUUUCAACUUUGUUUAUUAAUAAAAUUAUUUAUUUUAUCAUCA